CAAAAAGUAUAUGAAAAGAUCAUAGAAGUAGAGAAAGUAAUCUAGAAAUUCUAAGAAUUCUGAUGAUAUUACUGAGCCUCAUUCAAAACUAUUACUGGAACGUUUCCCAUAUUCUAUAAAAGACCUUUAAUUUAGAGAAGUUCCUACUUUGCACGUUAACUAAGACUUUUUUUUGGAUCCUUUUAAGACAAUAGAUGAUCUUUAUGCCAAAGGGUAUGAGAAAUUUGGAAUAGUGAAAUUGCUUUUGCCUUCUGAGUUAAUAGUUCCAGAAAAAAAGUUCUUUAGUGAUUUGGAGAUGAAGUUAAAGGGAAAGAAAGUGGAGACAAGAGUUUAGACUUUGAAUUAACUAUAAGCAGGGGAAGUAAGUGCGUUUUUUUAGAUUAGAUAUUUGGUUCGAAUAUUGUUGGUUUCACUUUACAAGAGUAUAUGAGCUAUGCCAACAAAUUUGAAUGUAGUUACAAGUUAUAGGGAGCAAGGGAAGUUUCAAAUCAAAUCAGAUAGAAUGAGAUAGAAUUCUGGUCAAUAGUUGACUUCCCAGAUAGAUAUGAUGAAGUGGAGGUAGAGUAUGCAGCAGAUUUAUUGGCUACCAAAUAUGCCACAGGUUUCUAAGAUGGUUAAUUGGGAAAUUUGAGUACCAUUAACAAGAAUUGCAAUUCUAUCUUCUAAGUUCUCUAAGAGAAGAAUGAGAUGAGUGGAAUUUCAGUACCUUGGCUUUAUUUGGGAAUGAAGUAUGCUAAUUUCUGUUGGCAUAAGGAAGACUUGAAUUUAAAUUCUUUAAACUACAUGCAUGCAGGAGCUCCAAAAACAUGGUAUGAAUAUAUAUUGUAACAUUAGGUAUGCGAUACCUCCAUCACAUAGUGAAAAGUUUUUACAAUAUUUCAAUAAGAAGUAUGAGAAAGAAAGAAUACAUAACCCUCGUCUUUUAUAUGACAUAGUAUGUCAGAUUUCACCUAUUGAAUUAGCUGAACAAUAAAUUUCAAUUAUCAGAACAGAAUAGCAUCCUGGUGAACUUAUUAUCACAUUAGGUGCUACUUAUCAUGCUGGAUUCUCACAUGGUAUUUUAUUAAAUAUAAAAAAAUAAUAGGAUUCAAUUGUAGUGAAGCUGUCAAUGUUGCUCCAACAUAAUGGCUUGAUGAAUAUGAUCGUGCUUCAACUGAAUAUCGUAUGGAUGGUAACUACAAAAAAGUAAUCUUUAAUUUAAAUUUAUAUAAAGGUUAGUUUUCCAUUGGAGUGGCUGUUAACUAAAGUUGUUCUUAUGGCAGAUCAAGUUAAAUUUACUAAAUAAUCAUGGAUAAAGGUAUAUUUAUUUAUUGAUUACUUUUUUAUAGUUAUCUGAUAAGUUUAAAAUGAUGAUCCAAUCUGAAAUUGAUAAUCGAAAUAGCAUUAUAGCUCUUUAUGAAUAGGUUAAGAUAGUUGAGUUUGCAAAUAAAUUAGAAAAGUAUGAUAGAAAUGUAUGUAAAAUCUGUUCCAAUUAUAUGUUCUUUAGUUAUAUUUUCUGUGGAAAGUAAAUCUUAUUUUUGAUUAUCAUAGAUGUUUAAAAAAGGGAUGCAUUGCUCAUCAGAGUGUUUGUGCAUGUUCAAAUCCUAAAAUUUCCCUCUAUAUUCGAUAUAAUAGUGAGGAAUUAUAAACAAUGCUUACAACUUUAGAAUCAAAGGCUAAUUCAAAAACGGUGUAGUGAU
Messenger RNA from Paramecium pentaurelia, 1679 nucleotides. The record is from the annotation of a GenBank genome assembly. NCBI's taxonomy places the organism in Eukaryota, Ciliophora, Oligohymenophorea, Peniculida, Parameciidae.